Messenger RNA from Daphnia carinata, 1905 nucleotides. RefSeq names its product pickpocket protein 28-like. The record is from RefSeq and is a predicted model, not a curated record. The coding region runs from base 109 to 1863 and encodes 584 amino acids. The transcript has 11 exons. NCBI's taxonomy places the organism in Eukaryota, Metazoa, Arthropoda, Branchiopoda, Diplostraca, Daphniidae. Gene Ontology annotation, biological process: sodium ion transmembrane transport. Gene Ontology annotation, molecular function: ligand-gated sodium channel activity. Gene Ontology annotation, cellular component: membrane.
CGAAAUAGAGAGAACAGAAGCAGAACAUUCUUUAAAGUGGCAACAAAUCAAACAAUUGUAUCUCAGUGCCACGGCUUUUGCGGUUGUGUUUAGCUUUUCGAAUAAAACAUGACUCGCAGCGAAAAAGUGAGAGCUCAACGUAAACACAAGCGGAUCUUACAACACUUUUGUGAAUCUAGUUCUAUUCACGGACUAAAGCACGUGUACGAAGAUGGUAGUUUGAUGUUCGAAAGAGUUGUGUGGAUUCUGGUAUUUCUGUCCGGUGUUUGUUUCUCAAGUUACUUUUGCUGGCAAGUAUGGCAAAAAUGGGAACAAUCGCCCGUACUUACGUCAGUGGAAACCCAACUCUACCCACUAAAGAAUGUUCCCUUUCCUGCCGUUACAAUCUGCAAUGUCAAUAAAAUCUCCGAAAGUAAGCUUUAUGAAGUAAUUUUAGCGAACCCCAAGUUUAAAAACGUUUCUUACACCAAGUUACAAUCGACGCUAAGAUUUAUGACGAAGCUUGACAGGGCUUUUGAUGAAUACAACGACGAGGAGAAUCAAGAAAAGCUGUUGGAAAUGAGUCAACUUUAUCAAGCCCGAAAUAUUUCAGCAUCUGAUUUGUUUGAAAUCUUGAAGAAGGCUGCACCAGCGUGUUCCGAUAUGAUGUUGGAUUGUAAAUGGCUGGAAUCUCCAGAACCGUGCAUGGAAUAUUUUUCGUUUUUACCGACCGACGACGGUAUGUGUUGCACAUUCAACGGCGCAAAAUAUUUGGACUCCAUGCUUGGAAUUGAGGCAAAUUCUAACGAAACCCGGGAACCUUUGCGAGUCAACGGUAAUGGAUAUCGGAUGGGCUUGACCCUAGUUAUCGAUGCGAAAUUGCGAGACUUCAGCGUGAUAAAUGGGAAAUUCGACGGUUUCAAAGUGUUGGUUCAUUCACCGGAAGAAUUUCCAGACGUGGCAGAUAGAGGAUUUGUAUUAGGUCUAGGAACCGAAACCUUUGUUGGAGUCAAAGUAACUACGUCUUUCUACACGGAGGAGGUUGCCAAAGAGGUUUCGCCAAAGAAACGUCAGUGCUUAAUGGAGGGUGAAAAGAACCUCAAAUAUUUCGAAUAUUAUAGCCGAUCAGCGUGCCAUAUCGAAUGCGAUACUCUCCUUAUGCAGGAACGCUGUCAAUGCCGUCCAUACUUCUUCAAAGGGGACAACGAAACGAGCUUUUGUGAAAUGCAAGCGUACAAGUGCAUUGCCAAAGUUUUUGAGGAAAUCCGUUUAAAUGACGACGAUGUAUGCGAUUGUUUGCCUCCUUGUUCUGAUACGUGGUACGAGCCGGAAAUUUCAUACGCUUCCUUUCCUGGACGCGGAUUCAACAGAACAAGUACUUACAAACGAAUAGAGAGGAAGCGCAAGAUUGGCCCUGGUGUGGACAUGACUGAAUAUUUGAAGUCCAACGUAGCAAUGUUGCACGUCUAUUAUAAGGAAAAAACGGGCAUGCGUUAUAGGACGGAUAUUCGCUUCGGCGCUGCAGAUUUUAUCGCUUCGAUAGGUGGUCUUUUGGGUCUCGGACUUGGCAUGAGCUUCAUCAGCGUCAUUGAAAUCCUUUAUUAUGUUUUCUUUCGACGAUUAUUUCUAUGGCAACGUGUGAAGUUGUCACGCCUAACGAUGCGUGUGACACGUAUUCUAAGUAGGAAUACAAGACAGGAAACGAAAGACAAUCCACGUUCCUUGGAAGUUACCGAAAAUAAUAAUGUCUGGCCAUCUUCAGCAACCUUAUCCUCAUCAAUUGCUACCAUCUCUUCUUCUAGUUUCGACAGGCAAAUCCCUUUAACGCGCCGUCACUCACUCAAUUUGCCUCCACAUUUGCAGAAGCGACUAAGUAAAUAUUAAAUUUCCUAUCGUGAUUGCGGUUAAUACAAUUUGUUCAGGAAA